This is a messenger RNA of Diorhabda carinulata, 2042 nucleotides long. RefSeq names its product heparan-alpha-glucosaminide N-acetyltransferase. The transcript is spliced from 11 exons. The record is from RefSeq and is a predicted model, not a curated record. The coding region runs from base 286 to 2016 and encodes 576 amino acids. NCBI's taxonomy places the organism in Eukaryota, Metazoa, Arthropoda, Insecta, Coleoptera, Chrysomelidae.
UUUGAAUGAUAAAAUUUGAUCAUAAUAACUUUUGAUAAAUCGUGCAGCAUAGAAAUUUCGUAAAUUACCAGUUCCAACUUUACAGUUGGCAAUUUUAUUAUUACUGCAAAAUUUUUGAUGUCACCUUUUUACAACAUACUAUUAAACAUCGAUAGGUAAAGCAAAUACUAUUAAAAACACAAUGCACACACGAAAAAAAUCACCAAUUUAGGUCGACGAAAGUCAAGUCAAAAGUUUGGAUUUUCUGAGUGAUUUUAUUAUUAGUUGUUUUAGGUAGAUUCAAAAAUGAAAUGGUGUAUGAUUGAUGACUACGACGUUGCCAACUUCAAAGGAUAUAAUUUGUCGAGCUUAAUUUUGGACCAAUAUUAUUUAAACAUAAAUGUUAGUUACUAUAAAAACAUUUUUUUAUAUACUCUUAAUAAGGAUUGUUAUGAGUGCCCCUAUCUUAUAACUGACUACUGUAUAGAUUUAAAUGAAGAAUGCAGCAAAGAUCUAACGAAAAAUAUCUUUAAUACACAUAUGACCUUCAGACUGGCAACAGAACGAAAAGAGUAUUUUCCCCAAGAUCAAACUGAAAAUGUAAUAUGUGAUAUCAAUAACGAAUUUGGACAAUUUGGUGUAUAUAAUGUAGAAGUUAACGAGUCCGGAUGUUUUGUAGAUGUUUUAAAACAACCUGUAAAUAUAUAUACACCAAUACUUACAGUUACUUUGAUAUGGAUUGUCGUAUUACUAAUGAUAUUUGGAGCUACAAAAAUUUGGAAAAAGUUGAUCUCAAAAGAGGAAUCUACGGAGGAAACUCAUGACGGUGUUAAUAAAAGAAAACAACGAAUUUUAUCUUUGGACACUUUUAGAGGAUUGACUGUAGUAAUAAUGAUCUUUGUCAACUAUGGUCAAGGGGGUUAUACAACAAUAGAACAUGCACGUUGGAAUGGACUACACGUUGCAGAUUUAGUGUUUCCGUCCUUUUUAUGGAUCAUGGGGGCAUGUAUACCAAUAGGAAUGAUAUCUAAUUUCAAAAAAUCAAUUUCAAAUAAAAAAAUCACGUUAAACAUAUUAAAGAGAUCAAUAAAAUUAUUCUGUUUAGGAAUAUUUUUGAAUGGCGGUUCCGAUUUAAAUUAUCUCAGAAUAUUAGGAGUGCUGCAAAGACUGGGCAUAUGUUAUUUUGUGACGUCGAUAAUUUGUUUGUAUUUAAUGAACAGAGAAGAUGAAGUCAAAGAAGAACAAAAUUGGCUGAGACAUAUAAAGGACUUAACGAAAUUGUAUAGAGGAUGGUUGGCAGUUAUUGGAAUUUUAAUUUUACACACCGUUCUGAUUUUCUCGAUUUCCGCUCCGAAUUGUCCAAGGGGGUAUAUGGGUCCAGGUGGCCUGCAUAAAAAUCGAUCUUAUGUAAAUUGUAUUGGAGGAGCAACGGGAUAUAUAGAUGGUCUAAUCCUAGGUAAUCAUAGAUAUCAAUAUCCUACAAUUUAUGAUACCUAUGAAGCUAAACCGUUUGAUCCCGAAGGCUUAGUAGGCUGCUUAACUUCAAUUUUCCAAACCUUUAUUGGAGUUCAGGCAGGUAUUACAUUAAUAAUAUAUAAAUCUCACUCGGAACGAUUGAUUAGAUGGUUAUCGUGGGCGGUAAUAACUGGUAUGUUUGGAGGAAUUCUCAGUGGAUUUUCGAAGGAAAACGGUAUAAUACCGGUAAACAAAAAUUUGUGGUCCUUAUCUUUUGUUAUGGCAACUUCAUGCUUUUCAUUUUUCAUGUUAAGUAUAUGUUACGUAUUAGUUGAUUCGAAAAAGUGGUGGCAUGGAAAACCCUUUAUAUAUGCUGGUCAAAAUGCAAUUCUGUUAUAUAUUGGACAUGAAUUAUUGGAUGGACAUUUUCCAGUUAGAUGGUACAUUCACAACUCGAGCAAUUUGACCGAGGAACCUCGAAGAACUCAUUUUUUAGCCUUAUUAUCUGACACAUGGGCCACAGGAUUUUGGAUUCUGAUUACUUACUAUUUGUAUAAAAUCAAAUAUUUUUUCACUAUUUAAUCUUUAAUAUUAUAUUCUCAAGAAAC